CGCCUGCCCUGCCCAUGGGAAUCCAUCUCGAAUAACGUUACCAGCCUCUGCCAUUGCCAACCCGAACGGACAUGACCGGCACAAAACGCAAGGGACACCACAAGAGCCGCUUAGGUUGUAACAACUGCAAAGCUCGGAAAGUCAAGUGCGAUGAGAACAAGCCAUCAUGUUCGAACUGCAUCAGGCGUCAAGUCGACUGCGAUUUUUCUCCAAUCGGAACUCCGCAGCCGCGUGUGUCUCCUGGGGGCCUUAAUAUGACGGAUUUAGAGCUGCUGCACCACUACUCCACCGCCACGUACCUGACCUUGGUAGAGAGUCCAACCAUGAGAGAGUUCUACAGGAAGACGGUCGUGCAGGUAGGGCUCAGCUGCGACUACAUCAUGAGGGCCAUCCUGGCUGUGUCCAGUCUGCACCUCGCCCACCACCGUCCGGAACGGCGAGAUCAUUACCAGGCCGUGGCCAUCGCCCACCACCAGGCCGCGUCGCAGGCCGCCAUGCUGCUCAUCUCGGAUGCGACGCCCGAGAGCGCGCAGAUGCUCUUUAUGUUCUCGGUGCUGACAACCUACUAUGCUCUGGGGUGGCCGCGCAAAUCUGGUGAUACCCUCCUGCUUGCGGAUUCGGGGUUCCCCGACUGGGUGUAUCUGACCCGCGGGACAAAAGGCUUCAUCGACCUGGCGGGCGUGCCGAACGACGGACCGCUGGCGCCCUUGUUCGCGCACUCCACCAACCGCUACAUGCUGCGCGAGGGGCCGGAAGCGUCCGACUCGUCGGCGCACCCCGCGCUGACAGAACUUGGGGACGUCUUUGCGCGGCGGCCGCUGGAGGAGGGCCUGCGCCAGAUCUACGUGACGGCGCUUCGGGAGCUGAAAAAGUCGUUUGGCCAGGCACAAGCAUACGCAGGGCAGUACGAGAUGACGGACGCCUUUACUUGGAUCUUCCUAAUGGCCGAAGACCUGCUGCCGCUGCUGCGGACGCCGACCCAGGAGGCCGUGGUCAUCUUUGCCUUCUUCUGCGUGCUGCUCAAGAAACUCGACGGCCACUGGUGGAUGCAGGGCUGGGGCCGGCACCUCAUCGCCCACUCGUAUGGGCUGCUGGACGAGGAGGGACGGCUGUUGAUUCGCUGGGCGGUAGAGGAGAUUGGUUGGGUGCCGCCGUCCGCGAUGGAACGCUUGUGA
Lasiosphaeria miniovina is the source of this 1175-nucleotide messenger RNA. RefSeq lists its product as uncharacterized. Gene Ontology annotation, biological process: regulation of transcription by RNA polymerase II. Lineage: Eukaryota; Fungi; Ascomycota; Sordariomycetes; Sordariales; Lasiosphaeriaceae. The record is from RefSeq and is a predicted model, not a curated record. Bases 72 to 1175 code for a protein of 367 amino acids. Gene Ontology annotation, molecular function: zinc ion binding; DNA-binding transcription activator activity, RNA polymerase II-specific. The transcript is spliced from 5 exons.